CCAGCUGUCGUGCGAUUUUGAUUUGAUUUUUGUUUUCUUUUCGGAAUUUGCAUUCCAUUCUAUUGGUUUGUAAGUACGAAGGACUUCUGAACGGGAUCAGGAUCAGGAGUAGUAUCAGUAUGCCAGUGGUGGAGCUGAGCGUGGACCGCAGCCUGGUGUGUCCGAACUUCGAUGGCUACAAGCUGUCCUUCGAUCCGGUGCCGGUGCUCCGCCAGGAGCUCGAAUCCAAUCCCCUGCGCCUGGAGCCGCACCCCAAUCAGUUUUCGCUGCUGCACGUGGAGCUGUUUGCCCGCCACAACCUGCUGUUCGCCGAUCCCUGGCUGCGCCACCACAGCUACUAUGUGAACGUGCGCCACCAGCUGGUGCAGUGCAUCUACGAUCCGCAGAGCGGACGAGCACGUGGCCAGCGGGUUGUCUACGCCCUGGAGUACCGCGACCAGGGCGACGGUCACAUCCAUCGUUCCGGGGACUACAACUACUCUGUGUGCUUCCUCUCGGAGCGCCUUUGUGUGAUCUGCGAUGGAAUGACGUCGUACCAUCUGCUGGACACCGGGGAUCGAUCGCGAUCGGGGUUGGAAACGUGGCAGCGGAUCACCCGCACGCCGGUGGAUCAUGGCAGUGAGCACCGCGGCUUUGUGCUCUACGACGCCCGAUUGGAUGUGGUGCAGGAGCGGAAGCAAAUCUCCCUGGUGGCUGGUCACGUGGCACGUCGUGUGGUGGGCAGGGAUCAGACGCAUGUCUACUACAUGGACCUCACCUGGGGACGCUGGACCCAAUGCCUGGCCAGCGGCGAGUGGGCGUACAGCGUUUGCCAGCGACUGGAGACCACUGGUUCGGUUCACUACUGCGCCUUUGAGCCACGCGCCGAGUCCCUGAUCAUCGCCAGCAAUCGCGAGGUGCAGACACCCGAGCAGCGCCAGGCAGCCGAUGAUGCAGCCGCAGCUGCUGCAGCUGCUGUUUCAUCAGUUCCUCCAGUUGUCCAGCUCCAAAAUGGUCACGAUCGCGAGCACAGCUUUAGCUGGACCCAAACGGACGAUGAUGUGCUAAUCCGUUUCCAAUUGCCAGCGGCUGCCAGUCGCAACGACUUUGACAUACGCUGCACUAGCUCCACUGUAUUGGUAAACCAUCUGGACCAUAAGCUCCUCUGCGGGGAGCUAUACGCCGGUGUGGACAACGAUCUGACCACCUGGACCAUGGAGGCCGAUGGCCUGCAACUGACGUUGGUCAAAGCGGAGCACCAGCACUGGCCGCAAUUGCUCACGCAGGAGGAUUUGGCGCCCGGCGAGGCUGGAGGUGAGGAGGAACCGGAUACCAUGGCCGAUCCGCCGCUGCCCAUCCCCAAUCUCGAGGAUCCCAUCGAGGAAUGCGACCUGGGGCUACCCGACGAGGACAUCAAGAUGGUGCGCUUCAACCUGACCGGGGGGGACAUCACCCACACCAUUUUCCUGGGCUCCACGCCACUGCUGUUUUCGGCCACGCUGCGUCCCGGAUUCCCGGCCGCCUUUGCCACGCGCCAAGGUGUCGACGCCUCCGUUUGGCUGCAGAUGUACCAGCCCAGUCGACCGGACGUGUGGAGCGUCCGCCAUGAGGGACAGCUGCACGCCUUCGGCUAUGUGCAGGCCUCCAAGGAGCAGCGCAAGUUCACCGCCUGCUGCCCGGAUCUGGAAUAUGUGGUCAUCUGCGAGAGCUUUCGCCACGUGCUCGUCUACCGGCCGCGCAACGAUUCCGCCGGAGGUCUGCGCAAGCGCAACGGACCGCCAGUCACCGUGGGCAAACAGAAUCUGAUCACCCUGGAUAACAACGCCGGCGAGAUCCUGGGCAUGUCCACCGCCAACAAUCUGAUCACCAUCCUCACCAACUUUGCCCUGCUCCACCUGCAGGUGUGAGGAAUUGCCAUCAAAGACAGCAUUUUCAAACUUUUGUACUACUUACCUUUAAAAAUGUCUCGUUAGGUGGACAUGAAUCCAUGAAUGACCUUACAUUUAGAAUAUAGAAAUGUAAUGUAUUUUGAGAAUAUCAAAAAUAUAAAUCUUGGCAUUUAUAAUUUUGUAAAGAAUUAAAUAUACCAAUUGUUAUAGGUAUAGUUUAUUAUUUUUAAUACAAAAAAUACAAUAAAUAGUCGACGGUGACUAAAAAAUGGAAAAA
Molecule: messenger RNA, 2145 nt
Organism: Drosophila rhopaloa
Lineage: Eukaryota; Metazoa; Arthropoda; Insecta; Diptera; Drosophilidae
Product: nudC domain-containing protein 1
Exons: 2
Coding region: 120-1886 (588 amino acids)
Source: RefSeq, a predicted model, not a curated record